Molecule: messenger RNA, 13292 nt
Organism: Hypanus sabinus (Atlantic stingray)
Lineage: Eukaryota; Metazoa; Chordata; Chondrichthyes; Myliobatiformes; Dasyatidae
Gene: dcaf15
Product: DDB1 and CUL4 associated factor 15
Exons: 13
Coding region: 22-2145 (707 amino acids)
Biological process (GO): protein ubiquitination
Cellular component (GO): Cul4-RING E3 ubiquitin ligase complex
Source: RefSeq, a predicted model, not a curated record
GCUGGCGGUUUGUGGGAGAAAAUGGCGCCGAGCCGGAGUAAGAGUCCGGCUAUGAGGAGGAAAAACAAUGUGCUGAGGAGCUUAUAUCGGCUAAAGAUAACCGGCCAGUUCUCUCAUCGAAUGUUUCAAAAUUUACCACCCAUUCUUUGUGUCCCCUUGAAGAACAUUGUGGAUGAUGAUUUUUUACUAGCUGGCCAUAUAUUCCUUGGUUUUACAAAAUGUGGUAGGUAUGUGCUGUCCUACACCAGAGAUGUGCCAGAGCAAGAGUUUGAUGAAUUACCCCACUAUGUGUACUAUCUGUACUGGUGGAAGUUCAACAUCCAUGAUAAGUUGAAAAAGGUUAGGCAAGUGCAUCUUUUCAAAGAUCAGGAAGUAUACAGUGACCUGUAUCUAACUGUCUGUGAAUGGCCAUCAGAUCCCUCAAAGCUUAUUGUGUUCGGGUUCAACAUUCGGUCGGUAAAUGAUCUGCUGAUAAAUAUGGUUAUGAGUGAUGAAAACGACAGAGAUAUUUAUAUUACAACUGUUGCCACACCACCAUUUGUACUGUGUCCCGACUGCAGAGAUAUGGCUUUGCUUAACACAGGUGAACAGAACGCCUAUUGCCUGCAGCACGGCUUCAUGCUUCACACCAAGUACCAGGUGGUGUAUCCCUUUCCCACGUUCCAGCCUGCUUUCCAGCUCAAGAAAGAUGGAGUAGUGUUACUUAACACCAGCUACUCCCUGGUAGCAUGUGCAAUAUCUGUAAAUACGACAGGUAAAACGGGACAAGUACUGUACAGCAAAAGCAGUGAAAAUGAUGAAACUCCAGUCGAUCGUGAAGUGUACCCUGAAAAUUUCAUUUCAGCAGAAUGGAGCAGUGUAUCUUCUAAUUGUAACUGUGAAGGUACUAAAUGUACAUUGUGCAGCCAAAAAACACUGGACUUCACCUCUAACUUGGCAGAUGCUAACAACUGCAGGCAUACUGAAAACUGUUCAGAGGAAAUGUUGAGCUGGGAACAUGAAGCCUAUGAGCACACUGUUGUGGCAGUGUGUAACCCUGCCCACUGUGACCAAACUACUGCUGCAGGCAAAGCAAAGGAAUUUGCAGCUGACAUCUUCAGGCGAGCUAGAGCUGCUACCAGCACUCCAGAAGUAAUGGGAGGUUUAGACAUACAAAAGGAAGAUGUGAUACAAAGGAAACUUGCAGAAGACUGCCUCAAUAUCCUUAAUCCACAAAGAAGUGGAUCUUCAGAAAUCCAUCCUUCCUUCUCCUGUGAACCCAGAUUAGAGAUCCAGUGUUCUAGUUGUGUUGCAGACACUAAUGGUUAUGCAUUAAGUACCAAUGAAUCACAUUCACUUGUUUUGGGGUGCAAUUGUACCACCCUUAGGAAACCCAGCCUAGACAGUGGUGUACCAUCUGCUCAAAUAAGAACUGAAGGAACAAGUGAAUUUACACUGAAUGAAUCUCGUGUAAUGGAUAACACUGGCAACCAGCAGCAGGAAACUGGACAAACAGACCCCGGUUAUGUGAACUACAUAAAGCUGCACUAUGUUCUGGAGCCCACUGGCAUGGUGGUAGAUGAUGAAGGAAAUGAUGAUAAGAUCUCAUUGCCUUUUGUGGUGACUGACCUGAGAGGAAGGAAUCUGAAACCUUUUAAAGAAAAUGCCUUGUAUCAGGGAAAGUACCUCACUGUAGAGCAACUGACACUUGACUUUGAAUACGUUAUUAAUGAGGUUAUAAGGAAUGAUGCUUCGUGGUCAAAACGCUACUGUUCCUUUAGUGAUUAUGAUAUUGUAAUCCUUGAGGUAUGCCCUGUAACUAACCACGUCAUCAUUAACAUAGGAUUGCUGCUCUUAGCAUACCCUCCAGAUGAGGAAGGGCAAGUAAGACCCAAGGCAUAUCAUACUUGUUUGAAGGGUGCAUGGAACCUAAAUACGGGCAUCUUUGCAACUGUGGGUGUUGGAGACUUGACUGCUGUCCAGGGUCAAACAAGUGGCAGUGUUUGGAGUACCUUUCGGAAAAGCUGUGUUGAUGUAGCGAUGCGAUGGCUAGUCCCCGAAAGUACCUUUCGCAAUGUGAACAGAAUGACGAAUGAAGCCCUGCAUAAAGGUCGCUCCUUGAAACGCCUAGCAGAUAGCGGACGCUGUAUGUGGAUUGUUCUGUAGCUGUGGGUCACCAUCGUUUGUUCAGACAACAAAUUUUAAAGGGAAGAAUCGAGAGACCAUCUUUCAAGAACAAAGCCAGCUGCAAAUACAUUGAAGAUUUUAAGACUUUAAAUUUUUUUAAAAGCUACCUCUUUAGUCAAAUUUUUGUUUCAGUCAUUCCUUUUCAAGCCAUUAAAUAAGGCCAAAUCUUUGGAGAUUUUAGGAAUAAGAAUUUAUCUUCCAAGAGUGUACACGACAUUGAAUAGUUACUUUUAUUUUUUGUAGACUGGUACUUAAUUUACAAGUAUUGAACAUGCCUUCACUGAAGUUUAACAUCUUUGAUGUCUGUAUUACCUCAGUAUAUAAUUUAGAACCUUUAGUUAUGUUGAUAUUAAUGUCUUUGGAGAUUACCAGGACACUUUGCUGGUUAUUUUUCUUGUUAGAAACGCCGUUUAACCUUUAACAUUAUUUAGUGUUUAGUUUGAAAAUGCAAAGAACUGGUUACAUUCCUUCCUUGAAUCCUCCCAGUUCAUGGCUUUCUGACUGAGAAUGCUGCUUGUCAUUGGACACAAGACAGGUUCUUCACAGCAGCUAACCACCUUCAGAAUUCGUUAGUGGGGCUGGUUGUUCCGGUUACAGAAUCACGGAUGAUGAGCAAUGUAACCAGUUUCCAUAUCAAGCUGUUGCUAAGUAAGAAUAUAUUCCUCUGAUUUUUAAUAAAGGAGAGACAGAAGCUCAGUGUAAAUAGUCUGCUGUUGGAAAUAUAAUAAGUGAAUGUCAGUAUUGACUGAGUGUAGAUUGGGCUGAGUUCACGAGUGAUUAAAGCGCAGAUGGCAUCAGGAACUGUGGCCAGUGAAAUCAGAAGACAGAAAAUGGAUUGGCAAGUUUUACAGCCAGGAUAUGCACUAAACAUUUACCUCAAAUGGUUCUCUUUUGAUAGGAGCUAUAAAAUUAAUUCGGUGUUGCAAAACAGGGUCUUUUUAAAUUUAUUAAUUUUCUGCUAGAGAGACAAAUUUGACACCAAAGUAAGUGAGAGGAAAUGGGUGGAUUUUUAUCUAGACAUGGCCUAAAUACAUGACUCUAACAAUCCAACAAAGAUGCGUAGAUCACACAAGAGAUAGCAGAUUCUAUCUGAAAACAAACUCAUUUCUUUCCCAUGCUAUCUUAGUAAGUGAGUCAUCAGGGGUGGGGUGGGUAGUACGUGUGAGUAUGGUUUUAAAAUUACUAGCUCUGUGAAUUACUACAUCUGAUAUUGACCCAAUGCAGUUUCUUCCCCGCCCAUCCAACUUUUCAAGUGAACCUCCCUGUCUUGUCUUCAAUAUCAAGCAACACCUGCCCAGCUUGAGGCUCAGUCCAGUAUUGCUGAAGCUUAACAGAGAACUGGAGAAGGCUUGGACCAUCCAGUCAACCCCACUAGUAUCUACUGGGAAGUCCACUUCUGGAAUGUACAAAGUAAAGGAAAAUUUCUCUUAAACUGCAGCUUCAAUGAUGUAGUGGAAAGGUCUGACAAAGGUUGCCCACUAAUCUGACAAGACUCUUCCAGUCCAACCCUGUUACCAAUCAGUACAAAGCCUCUCAAUUUACAGCAGUAAGUCUGUUGUUGUAUAAUUUGACUCCAGGUUCUCUGUGUCCACAGUUGUCUGAAUCAAGUUGGCUCUGUUGUGUUAACCAUAUAACAAUCACAGCACGGAAACAGGCCAUCUCGGCCCUCCUAGUCCGUGCCGAACUCUUAAUCUCACCUAGUCCCACCUACCCGCACUCAGCCCAUAACCCUCCACUCCUUUCCUGUCCAUAUACCUAUCCAAUUUUACCUUAAAUGACACAACUGAACUGGCCUCUACUACUUCUACAGGAAGCUCAUUACACACAGCUAUCACUCUCUGAGUAAGGAAAUACCCCCUCGUGUUUCCCUUAAACUUUUGCUCCCUAACUCUCAAAUCAUGUCCUCUCGUUUGAAUCUCCCCUACUCUCAAUGGAAACAGCCUUUUCACAACAACUCUAUCUAUCCCUCUCAAAAUUUUAAAUACCUCGAUCAAAUCCCCCCUCAACCUUCUACGCUCCAAUGAAUAGAGACCUAACUUGUUCAACCUUUCUCUGUAACUUAAGUACUGAAACCCAGGUAACAUCCUAGUAAAUCGUCUCUGCACUCUCUCUAAUUUAUUGAUAUCUUUCCUAUAAUUCGGUGACCAGAACUGUACACAAUAUUCUAAAUUUGGCCUUACCAAUGCCUUGUACAAUUUCAACAUUACAUCCCAACUUCUGUACUCAAUGCUCUGAUUUAUAAAGGCCAGCAUUCCAAAAGCCUUCUUCACCACCCUAUCUACAUGAGACUCCACCUUCAGGGAACUAUGCACUGUUAUUCCUAGAUCUCUCUGUUCCAUUGCAUUCCUCAAUGCCCUACCAUUUACCCUCUAUGUUCUAUUUGGAUUAUUCCUGCCAAAAUGUAGAACCUUACACUUCUCAGCAUUAAACUCCAACUGCCAACGUUCAGCCCAUUCUUCUAACCAGCAUAAAUCUCCCUGCAAGCUUUGAAAACCCACCUCAUCAUCCACAACACCUCCUACCUUAGUAUCAUCAGCAUACUUACUAAUCCAAUUUACCACCCUAUCAUCCAGAUCAUUUAUGUAUAUUACAAACAACAUUGGGCCCAAAACAGAUCCCUGAGGCACCCCGCUAGUCACCGGCCUCCAUCCUGAUAAACAAUUAUCCACCACUACUCUCUGGCAUCUCCCAUCUAGCCACUGUUGAAUCCAUUUUAUUACUCCAGCAUUAAUACCUAACGACUGAACCUUCUUAACUAACCUUCCAUGUGGAACUUUGUCAAAGGCUUUGCUGAAGUCCAUAUAGACUACAUCCACUGCCUUACCCUCGUCAACAUUCCUCGUAACUUCUUCAAAAAAUUCAAUAAGGUUUGUCAAACAUGACCUUCCACGCACAAAUCCAUGCUGGCUACUCCUAAUCAGAUCCUGUCUAUCCAGAUAAUUAUAAAUACUAUCUCUAAGAAUACCUUCCAUUAAUUUACCCACCACUAAUGUCAAACUGAUAGGUCUAUAAUUGCUAGGCUUACUUCUAGAACCCUUUUUAAACAAUGGAACCACAUGAGCAAUACGCCAAUCCUCCUGCACAAUCCCCGUUUCUAAUGACAUCUAAAAGAUCUCCGUCAGAGCUCCUACUAUCUCUACACAAACUUCCCUCAAGGUCCUGGGGAAUAUCCUGUCAGGACCCGGAGAUUUAUCCACUUUUAAAUUUCUUAAAAGCACCAAUACUUCCACCUCUUUAAUUGUCAUAGGUUCCAUAACUUCCUUACUUGUUUCCCAUACCUUACACAAUUCAAUAUCCUUCUUCUUAGUGAAUACCGAAGAGAAGAAAUCGUUCAAAAUCUCUCCCAUCUCCCUUGGCUCCACACAUAGUUGACCACCCUGAUUCUCUAAGGGACCAAUUUUAUCCCUCACUAUCCUCUUGCUUUUAAUAUAACUGUAGGAACCUUUUGGAUUUAUUUUCACCUUAUUUGCCAAACCAACCACGUAUCUUCUUUUAGAUUUUCUAAUCUCUUUCUUAAGAUUCCUUUUACAUUCUUUAUAUUCCUCGAGCAAUUCCUUUACUCCAUGCUGCCUAUAUAGAUAUAUGUAGACAUCCCUCUUUUUCCGAACCAAGUUUCUAAUAUCCCUUGAAAACCAUGGUGCUUUCAAACCUUUAACCUUUCCUUUGAACCUAACAGGAACAUAAAGAUUCUGUACCCUCAUAAUUUCACCCUUGUGACCUCCAUUUCUCUAUUACAUCCUUCCCAUAAAACAACUUGACCCAAUCCACUCUCUCUGAAUCCCUUCGCAUCUCCUCAAAGUUAGCCUUUCUCCAAUCAAAAAUCUCAACUCUAGGUCCAGUCCUGUCCUUCUCCAUAAUUAUAUUGAAGCUAAUGCUAUUGUGAUCACUGGACCCGAAGUGCUCCCCAACACAUACAUCUGUCAGCUGACCUAUCGCAUUCCCUAACAGGAGAUCCAACCCUUCCCCAUCUCUAGUCGGUACUUCUAUGUAUUGUUGCAAAAAACUAUCCUGCACACAUUUCACAAACUAAACCAUCCAGCCCUUUUACAGAAUGAGCUUCCCAAUCUAAGUGUGGAAAAUUAAAAUCUCCCACAAUCACCACCUUGUGUUUACUACAAAUAUCUGCUAUCUCCUUACACAUUUGCUCUUCCAACUCACGCACCCCAUUAGGUGGCCUAUAAUACACUCCUAUCAGUGUUACUACACCUUUCCCAUUCCUCAAUUCCACCCAAAUAGUCUCCCUAGAGGAGCUCUCUAAUCUAUCCUUCCAAAGCACCACCAUAAGAUUUUCUCGGACAAGCAAUGCAACACCUCCUCCUCUGGCCCCUCCUACUCUAUCACACCUGAAGCAACUAAAUCCAGGAAUAUUUAGUUGCCAAUCACACCCUUCCUGCAACCAUGUUUCACUAAUAGCUACAACAUCGUAAUUCCAGGUAUCAAUCCACGCUUUAAGCUCAUCCACCUUUCUUACAAUGCUCCUAGCAUUAAAAUAGAUACAUUUAAGAUACUUUCCACCUCCUCCUCUCUUUUCAUCCCUAACAAUGCAUUCAAAUUUAUUAUCCUUUUCUUUCUUCUCCCCUACAUCUUCGGGCUGAGCGCAUCCCUUCUCCAUCACCUGCCUUUCCUCCCUCACACACUGUCUACUUACUUGCAUCUCCUCCAGGAAUUCAGAUAAUCAGUGCAGAAACUGGACACUGGAUCAACUGUUUCCACCUUCUGUCAUUCAGGGCUGCCUAAUCUCCAGGAUGCUACAAAAUGUUGCCACAAGUGAUGGUUCUGGUUAACCCUUCCCUGGAAACUCAAAACUUACUUGGAUAAGGAAGUGGAAAGGUGGGUUAACAUGUUUGUAGACAACAUGAAGGUUGGUGGUGUGGAUAAUAUAGAAGGAUUGUUGAGGAUUACAAUGGGACAUUAAUAGGAUACAGAGCUCAGCAGAGAAGAGGCAGAAAAGCAGAAUUCAACCCAGAAAAGUGUGAAGUAAUUCAUUUUGGAAAUUCAAAUUUAAAAGCAGAAUACAGGGUUAAUGGCAAAAUUCUUAGCGGUGUGGAGAAACAGAGGGAUUUUGGGUACCACAUUCAUACAUCCCUCAAAGUUGCUAUGCAAAUAGACACGAUUGUUAAGUCAUAGGAUCUAUUGCCCUUUAGUUGUGGAAUUGAUUUCAAGAUCCACAAGGCAGCUCUAUAAGACCUUGGUUAGACCACAUUUGGAGUAUUGUGUUCAGUUCUGGUCAUUAUAGGAAGAAUAUCGAAGCUUUAGAGAGGGUGCGGAGGAGAUUUACCAGUAGGCUGCCUGGAUUAGAGAGCAUUGCUUAUGAGGAUAGGUUAAGCAUGCCAGGGCUCUUUCUCUUUGGGACAAAGGAGGAUGAGAGGUGACUUGAUAGAGGUGUACAAGAUGAAAAGACUCAGAUUGAGUAGAUGGCCAGAGACUUUUUGCGAGGCUGGACAUGGCAGUUAUGAAGGGGCAUAUUUUUGUGAUUAGAGGAAGGUAUAGCAGAGAAGUUAGAGAUACAUUUUUUUUCACAGAGAGUGGCGGUACAUGGAAUGUGCUGCCAAGGGUGGUGGUAGAGGCAGAUACAUUAUGGAUGUAAAAGACUCUUAGAUAGUCCCCUGUUUUCCUAUUAUCCAUGUGUCUAUGUGGGAGGGGAGGGUUGGUUUGAUCUUAGAGUAGGUUAAAGCAUUGACCCAACAUCAUGGGCUGAAAGGCCUGUACAUUUUUUUUACACAGAGAAUGGUGGGUGCCUGGAAUGUACUGCAGAAACAGUGGUAGUCCCUAACAGUGGCAGAUACAUUAGGGGCAUUUAAGAGACUCUUGAGAAACUGCAAUGUUCUGUGUUCUGUGCUUUGCAAUAUACGUACCAUCCAACUGUUAUCAUGUAAAGUGCAGACUCUGCCAAGAAAGAGGCCAGGCUUCCAGGUCAAAUUAAAGUGAAGGUUAAUCAAGGGCAUCCUUGGCAGAUCUUAGCAAGAAGCCGAACUCUCAGGAUUGGGACUAGGGCUGAUCAUUGGGGAUGGAAUGUCUGUCAGAUUAAGAUAUGACAGUCAUUCCAUCUAAGUAGUUAAUUAAACCUCUGAUCCCAAGAGCUCUCUAAAUCCCUCUCAUCCUUAGUGUUAAUUGGUUAUCCCAGUGCAUUUUCAUGUUUCUAAAAAACUCAGUGUCUUAAAGUCAGAGUUAUACAGUACAGAAAUAUAUUAUGGCCCAUGCUAAGUAGCCUACCUGAACUAUUCCCAUUUACCUGUGUUUGGCUCAUUUCCCUCUCAGCCCAGAGUUCGCUUGGUUCGCAGAUCCCUUGCUUAAUUGUAUUGGUCCAUGGCAUAAUAAAGUUGGGAACCCCUGCUCUUGGCCUUUCCCACCAAUAUACCUGUCCAAGUGUCUUUCUAAAGUUGUAACUGAACCUGCCUAUACCAGUUCCUCUGGCUGCUGGUUCUGUGUACCCACCAUCCUCUUUGUGGAAAAACUUUCACCUCAGGUCCUCUUCAGUUUUCUUCCCUCUCACCUUAAAUCUAUGCCCUCAGGUUUUGAAGUCGCCUACCCUGGAAUAAAGGACUCUGAUCAUUCACUUUAUCUAUUUCGCUCAUUAUUUUAUAAACAUUGAUAAGAUUACACCUCAGCCUCUUUUGCUCCCCUGGCACUCUUCUUUGCAAGUGGACGAGCUGUUACACCUGAGGCAACAUUUCACCUGCGAAUCCAUAGGGGUCAUCUACUCUAUCUGGUGCUUCCAAUGCAACCUCUUCUACAUUGGUGAGGCCCGACAUAGAUCCAGGGAUCAUUUUGUUGAUCACAUUAGCUCCAUCUGCAAAGAAGGAUUUCCUGGUGGCCAUCCAUUUUACUUCCAGUCCUCAUUCCUGUUCCAACAUGCCGGUCAAUCGCCUUUUCUUCCAUGAUGAAGCUACUUAGGUUGGAGGAGCGACUCCUUAUAUUCCAUCUAAGUAGCCUCCAAUGUGAAGGCAUAAUCAUUGCAUUUUCCAACUUCCAGUAAUUUUUGCCCUCCCCUUCCCUUCUUUGUCAAUUUGCAAUUCUGGCCCCCUCUUACCUUUUCUCACCUGCUUAUCACCUCCCACUGGUCCCCCUCCUCCUUCCCUUUCUCCCAUGGUCCUCACUCCUUUCAGAGUCCUCCUCCAACCCUUUACCUUUUACAUCUAACACCUCCCAGCUUCUUAUUUCUUCCCCCCACCUCAUCCACUUGGCUUCACCUAUCAACUUCCUUCCCAUCCUCCCACCUUCUUAUUCUGACCUCUUCCCCCUAUCUUUCCAGUCCUGAUGGAAGCUCUCAGCCUGAAAUGUUGACUGCUUAUUUAUUUCCAAAGAUGCUGCCUAAGCUGCUGAGUUACUCCAGCAUUUUGUGUGUGGAGAGAUUAAUUGGGCCAUUGACUAAUCAGGACAGCUGUUAUUUGGGACUACUCUUAAAGAACAAAAACUGAUCAAGAAAAUCACCAGGAUUCCCUGCAUUUAUUUGAGAGAUUAUGCCAAUUAAUUGAGACAGGAGGCAUACUGAAUAGGUUCCAACAAGCAUCAGUUGUGUGUGCUUGUGUUCAGAAAGCAGUGAUUUUUGUUACUAAAAAGACAAUUCAGAGCUGUUUAGGUAACGCAGUUUCAAGCAUUCAGGUGUGGACAUGCUGGAAAUAGGAGUGAAAAUGAAAUGAUUUCACUACUUCCACUCAUCACUGAACUAUGAUGAAUUUGAAGGUAUUGACAAUUAUCUUGAAAGCUAAAAUGAAGAUGUAGAGGACGCAAUCGUCAACAGAACUGUAUGGAGGCAGUCCAUUAUCUGCACUAGAUGUCUGUGUUGAUUUUGUUCAUUUACAGUCAAUCAAAAGAACAGCGCAGCACACACUCUGUUGGUAACUAUUAGAAACGAAUACACAGUUUUAUAAUACUAUAUUUCUAUUAGUAGUGUUCCAAUUUGUUCUGUAUCUCAUUUAAAUACAUAAUUUCUUACUCAGUUUGUCUUUUUAUACCUUUUUAACUAUUUUCAUGAAAUUUCAACUAAUUGGGGAAGCCUCUUAAUUAGGCCAAAAUGUACUGGGCCCAAUGUAUCACAAUUAAAAUGAAUCCACUUAUUUAUUUUUUGCUGGUAAUACGGACCUGGACAGGAAUGAGGAAAUACUUUCAUUUCUCUAAAUUUAUAGAAAUCAAGUUCAGCAACUGAAAAUAGGGUGAAAAUUAUUGAAUUUUUUUUUCCUGAUUUAAGCAUGGAUUACAGUAUGGAACAAAAGAGACUUCUGAUGGAACUUUGCAUUCUGAACAUUGCUUCCAUGUCCUUUUACACUACUCAGAUCCAGGAUCAAUCCCCACAGACUGGGAUUCACACAAGACUUUGGUCGCAUGUACACUUAUUGUCAGCAGACACUAUCUGGUCUAUGUGCCUCACCCUGUCCAUAGCAUGGCAUCCUGAACUGCCUUCCCACUUAAUUCCUUUAACACUAAUGUAACCAAAUCAGAAAAGAAAAAGGCUCAGUCUUUAAUCUCUGCACAGAUGAGAUUCUCUUGAAAAAAAACCUCAUCAUUUUGGAGUGAUGUUUGGGUAGUAAAAAUCUUUAUCACUUCUGUAGUUCUGUUAAAAUUCCCAAGCCAAAAUUUAUAAUUUAAAAAUAGUUUUUUUUGUUUUUAUUAUGUGUGUGUAUUAAGAGAUGGAAUCACAAAGCAGUAAAUGUGAAGUUCUGAUACAAAUCAGUAAUGAUAUGGUGUAAACUUAUAGAACUGUUCAGCAAAGCCCAAAACACUUCACUGCCAACAAAGCACUCUAGAAGUGUAGUACUGUUCUAGUUCAGAAAACACAAGUAUUACAUCCGUAGCAAAGUCUACAAACAGAAAUAUGAAAUCUUAAACUAUCUUGUAUUACUUUAUGGAUAAUUUUUAAGUGCAGAAAGGCCCCAAAACCUCAAAAUAUUUUGUUGGGAUGUUUCACAUCUGCUUGAGACAGCAGAAAGGGUCUUGGUUUACUGCCUCAUUUAAAAGACAGCCCCUCCAGUAAUGCCGCAUUCUCUCUACUUUUGGGGUGGCUUUUUGCGCCCAAGACUGCAGUGGGGCUUGAUCUACAACUUUCUGACCCAGAUGCUGCAGUGUGACCCAUGCCUUGCCCAUCUAAUGGAUUGAUGGGACAGAUUUACAAAGGGAGGCCAGUCGGUCAGUGCACUUAAAUGUGGCGUAGGAUGGGGAAGUUCAUCCUCUGAGAGAAGAAAUUAUAGGCCUGUCCCUCUGCCAAGGAUGCAGCUAUGUCCUGCUUGCUGGAGGACUGUUCGAUGCUGUGGGGCUAGAGUGCAUCCUAGACAAGGAUGGUAGUGCUUUAAUUUGAGAACCAUGUAAGUAUUCUGUUGAAGACUUUGUAAAUGUGUAUACUUUUUAAAAGCAAAGACACAGGUGCUGAAGAGGUUUCAAAGGUACAUUUAAUGCCAGAGAAAUGUAUACAAUAUACAUCCUGAAAUUUGUUUUCUUCGCAACCAUCCACAAAAACAGAGGAGUGCCCCAAAUAAUGAAUGACAGUUAAAUGUCAGAACCCCAAAGCCUCCCCCCAUGCGUGAGCAGCAGCAAAGCAAUGACCCCCUCCCCCACCAGCAAUAAAACCAUUCGUGACCCUUCGUGAGUCCUGACGAAGAGUCUCGGCCCGAAAUGUCGACAACGCUUCUCCCUAUAGAUGCUGCCUGGCCUGCUGCGUUCCACCAGCAUUUUGUGUGUGUUGCUACAAUCACCAAGUGCAGUGCUCAGGGAGUAUUGCACUUCUCAGAUACAGCAAAACAUCACUCUGAUGAGAUCUUAAACCAACUCUUCUCCAUUAAGGAUAUGAAAUCAGACUGAGGAAAAAACAUACAUCCAAUGGUAUUGGUUGCAUUUGAGCUCCAGGUGAAAUUGAAUGCUCUCUCCAGUGAAAUCCUAGGUGCUCUGAUUCCCUUUGUAUCUAAAACUCUGCAGAUCCCACCCCUGAAUAUAAUCAGCAGCUGAACGCCCAGAAAAUGAAGAAAUUCCUCUUCACCCCUGUCCCAUGGAGCCACCCCUUUACCCAGGCAAAGUUGCAGCUCCUUCUGCCCCUUUCCUUUCCAGUCCUGGUGAAGGGUCUCGGCUCGAAACAUCCACUAUUUCCCUACAUCGAUACGGGCUGAUUCUCUGUACACACAGCUCAGCACAUCAUGGAAACCAGGCUCAUCACCAUGAACUCUGUCUACACUUCUCACUCCUUCAGUAGUCCACAUAAUCAUGGACCCCACCAACCACAGACAUUCUCUCUUCUCCCCUCUCUCAUCAGAUACAAAAGCCUGAAAACACAUGCUCAAGGACUGCUUCUAUGCUGCACAUAGACUAUUAAAUACUUUCCUAGCACACUAAGAUGGAUUCAAAAUCAGAAUCAUGUUUCACUGGCUUAUGUCGUGAACCGUUUUACUGUUUGGUGGCAGCAGUACAUUGCAAUACAUAAUAACUAUAAAUUACAAAAACAAUAUAUAUAAAAUUAAGCAAGUAAUGUAUCCAUCAUCUUGAGAUCCCUGCCACUCAGGCUAUACUCUCUUUUCGAUGCUGCCAUCAGGUAGAAGGUACAAGAGCCUCAGGACUUGCACCACCAGGUUCAGGAAGUUACUACCUCUCAACCAUCAGACUCUUGAAUAAAAGGGGAUAACUACACUCACUUGCCCCAUCACUGAGAUGUUCCCACGAUCAAUUAUCUCAUUUUAAGGACUCAAUCUCAAUAGCUGAUGCUUUCGUUAUUUAUUACUAUUCAUUUUAUUUGCAUUUGCAGUUUGUUGUUUUCAGCAUUCUGAUUGGCCUUUCAUUGAUCCUGUUAUAGAUACUAUUCUAUAGAUUUGCUGAGUAUGCCCGCAGGAAGAUGAAUCUCAGGGUUGUAUAUGGUGACAUAUACGUACUUGGAUGAUAACAUUUACUUUUAACUUUUUAAUGCAAAAAGAUCAUUACGAUCUUGCACUUUCUUUGUAGCUGUUACAUUUUAUUCUGCAGUUGCGUACCUUGUUCUACCCCCAAUGCACUGUUUAUUGACUUAAUCUGUAUGAAGCUUUUGACUGUAUCUCAAUACACGUGACAAUAAAAAAUCAAUUCAAAUUCAAUUUCCUCCAGCGUUUAGGGUGCUUCUCUCUCACACAACUGUGAAUAUUCUCCGCCUCCCUCUCCCUCGUCAAAUCGCAUAU